GUUGAUGUACGAUUCAUCAAGAGCACGCGCUAGCAGCUUCGGCAUCCUCGUGUCGAAUCAAUGAUUGAACAUCCCUCCUGUACACCGACCCUACACAACCCUGCGAAUCUUCACUAUCUUUCAACCCGGAUACAGGCAAAGCAAUUUCCUACUAAGAAGUGAGUGAAAGUUUUUUCAGGUUUUCUUUUGGUGAAUACGCACAUCAUGAAAAUGAAUGUUUUUCACCUAGUACCCAUUCCUAUUCAAUGAAAACCGAUAGGGCACCAAGGUGAUUGUCUUGUAGACGAAGCUGUGGUGGUUACGGUACUUGAGAGAAAUUAAAGAUGAGUUUAUUAAUUUUUUGAACUACAAACGGUCGUUUUCUUACGUAUUGAAAUUAGAAAACUUAUCUACUUCUUUCUGUGAUUCUUGAUAAAAAAGCGGAUAGCAUCGAUCAACAACAUGUUCCCUCUUUGAAAUUUGGUUUUUUUGAUGAGGAUGGAAUAACGGAAACCAUCUUCUGAACCCCAAGAAGUUGCUCCGAAGGCAGCUUGUUCUUAUCGAGGGUUCUUCUUCUUGGUACGCUUGCGUUGUGAGGGAUUUAUGCCCUGCGCAGUGUGCCUGGGACUCUUCAGUUCAAGAGCAACUACUCUUGGUCUAUUUCGAUUUCGAUAGUGGAAGUAGUGGCAGGCAAGAGGUGAUUGAUACAAGGAGCACGAAGAACAAAACAGCGUGACGUUUCACAUACGACACCACUAGGAAUAAUUGCUCGUCCUGCGAAUACAUAGUAGGACUUAGACGAAUACAGCAUCUAGUAUCAGCGUUGCGACACGACAGAUUACUAGUACCCCAGCGAGCCUUUCUUGUGCAAACUCCGAGAUAUCAGUUAAGCAUUGCAUUGCAGUGAAGUUGCACAAGUGCAGUGCAGGAGUAAAUUACCAUUCCUAGUAGUAAAAGAGCCUGGACGUUACGGGGCGUUUUCUGCGAAGACAGUGCCAGUUUUAUACUACGAGAACAAAGGAAAUAGCAGUCGAGAUCAAUUAUCCGGCGCUCGUUGAUCGUUGACAUCACAGCUACAACGCACUACCUACCUACCUACUACGACUAGUUGCUUGGACAGCAAACAACAAGAUGCAGUUCGUCCCGAUGUUAGCGACGAGUAACGCUCCGGCGACUUCGUCGUCGGGGCCUCGGGAGUCCCCAAGAGGGGGACCACUUGGAAGUCCACGGGGAUCUCCAAGAUUGAUGGACCAUCCAGCUGCCAGUCCACGGUUACAGCCACUUACGGGUCCAGCACCGAAACCACACCCCUACCCGGAAAACGUAUUAACAAAAACUACUACGACUUAAACUAUUGAAGAUAGAUCUUUGAGGUUAGUACAGGAGUAGAAAUCUGUUUAUUAUGGACUAUUUUGAUGGAUUUUUUGCUCCUGAACCUGACUCCUUGAAACCAUUGGACACUACCCUGACCCCCACGACAACAGGCCCGUAUCUUGAUUCGGGGACAGGAUGCCAAAGUCGCCACCCUUGUUGGCAAGAACGAUUUGUCCACGUCAGAUGCCGUGAACCAAAUUCUCGGACUAAUCGGCCCCACUGUGAUGAAUCCACUCGAGCUACUCGCAGUGAUAAGCAGAAAUCUCCAUGCCAUGGACAGACUCGACGACUAUGCCAAGUGCAUGGUGGACGCGCUGGCCAAAAUACGGCACAAGGCAAAUAGCAUUCCGGGGAGUAGGGAUUUGAAAUCGGCGUUGGACGAUAGCAAGGAGUAUUCGUUUGCGGCAGAACUGAUUAGUAACCAGGUGGCGCAUCUGAUGUUUCUGGCGGAGGGAACACCAGCGACGGCGAAAGCAAAGAGGAGACAGUAAGGACCUUUUUAUUUUUUACCGAGUUUUUAUGAAUGUUGCAUAGAAUGCAGAACCAAUAAGAUUGUAGAAGAAAAAAAGAAGUGCUGAUCAUCCACGGUCGUGUUUAUGCCGGGAAGAUUUUCGACCACCACUUCACCCCAGGCACAUCGACGAAGCACGCAAGUUGAUUCAGGAGGCUGAGCGUUUUGGUAUGUUCAAGAGCGCAGCACGGAUGUACGUUUGUCGGGCCCAGUGCUCCGUUCUCGAAUAUCAGAUUGGUUCCAAAGUUAGUGAACGGCCUCUGCGUCAGGCAGAAGCCGACUUCAAGCAGGCUGCCGAGAUGUGCACAGCAGAGCAGAAGCGGCUUGAUGCAGAAACACCGUAUAUCCGAAAGGAAGUCCACAGUUUGGCGUACGUAGGACUCGGGACUUUGUACUACAUGCAGAGGAAGUACAAAAGUGCGUUGGACGCUUUUGAGAGCGCGAUAUUCACGGUGCAUCAGUAUGGAGUGCAUACGCUAUGGUAAGAGGGGCAGUUUACUUUGCGAAUUUUGGGGUGUUAUGAUGCAUCAUGCUACGUCAACUGUAGGUAGCAGGAAGCUCUUGAAACAAAAUCGUAGCUGCAAUGGCGACAUUUUACCCAAGGAAGAAUGAGUUUCGUCUUCUGAAUUGUGAAACUCUACCUAGAAUUUUUAAAAUUUUCAUUCACUCAUUCUUAGGUUCCUCGCUCUCUGUCACAUGGCCAUGGGUGACGAUAAUAAGGCGCAGUUGGCAGUCAGAGAAGUCCUCAAUGCCGAUCCGCAGCAUCCGGAGGCUACAGCUGCCAUGCUCAAAUGGUUACCCAAGAACGCACUUAACUACACCGCCAAGUCACCAGAGUACCUCAAGAUUAAGGGCACAAGAAAUACAUCGUCCCCAGGAGUAUUUUGGUCCUCCCGUUCUUCUUACAGAGAAGAAAAGGAGACCCAAGAUGCUGCUGAGGAUGCUGGGCCUCCAUUAGACCACCUCUAAAAUGAACAUCUACACCCUCUCCGCCGCGAACAACUCGUGUAUGCAGACGUUUGUGGAUACGGCGCUUGGAGCAGCGAAUGCAGUGGGGGAUGCCAAUGUCCGCAAUGAACAGUACGAACUUCUUGAGAGGAUGCUGUUGAAGACACUGGAGAACGCAACGCACGAACAGGACACAGUGGAGACGCACUAUCUCUUAGGCGAAAUGGAGCAGCAAAGGCGGCACUAUUCGCAGGCCUUGGAACACUACUUGCAGGCGCUAGGUACUUGCUUCCUUAACCAAUUCUGAGCGGGACCAAUUCCUGUUGAUGUUCUUAACCAAUUCCUGUUGAUGUCAAGAGAUUAGAAGUACUGGGUCAGUGUGUAUUAGCAUCUGUUUGCAGGUUGAAGUCGAUGAUCGACAGAACAAGUAUCACUAAAGAACACAGAUCUGAAAUCAAUUACAACACACAUCAAGAUCAUCCAUUGCCAACUUGCAUGGUUCCUGACUGCGUCGUCUACGGAUCCAUGUUCGGAACAAACACAACCUUCCACUUUUACCUCAACAGCCUGCUUCCACAUGAUGAUAAGUGUAUAGGUCUCGUUCGUCUGAGAGAUGUGAUGAGACAAUCUACACAUCACCCAUAGUCUGACUUGCAGUUGCUGAAUGGUGAAGUAGGACGUGUGGUUUCGUCCAUGGAUCUCUGGGUUGAUGUGGGUCAUGCAACUCCAUGCAGUUGGCAAUGCAAGAUCUCAGUCUAUCUUUCUCGUUCUCUUCGUGAUCAUUUACUGAAACCUUUCUCUAGCAGCUUCCUGCUCGCAGAAAAGGCUCUACCCAAUUCUGUCUCCUUAACCGCACUCAGACAUCCGUGGCGACCACCAGCGUGCCCUAGCUGGUAUCUACUACUGCUAUCGUGAGCAAGGCAAGCCAUUUUAUGCGCGCAGCUACUUGCUCAAGCUGAAGGAUCAGCUACCUCACGAUGUGAACAUCAUGAAAGCUCUCGUCUACACCCAGACCGAGUGCAAGGCGUGGCAUGAGGCGUUGAACGCUUGCACUGGAAUGCUCAGUUACGCUCAGGAGAGACAGCGGAAUGCGGAAAGGAAAAUUAUGGGAAGAUGAAAGGUUUUUACUAUCUUACGCGUAGAUGUUGAUUAUACCCCUAGAACCAACGUACAAACAAGUAGAGACAGCGUGAAAAUUCAUCAACUUGUCUAAGGAAAGCGGGGAGACUCCUAGAGGCGACGGCCAGAGACACGAGCUCAAUAUGGCGCAGCUAGAAGGAGAGGUAAAAGCCCUCCGAGCUGCGGUUUACUCGCAGAUGCGCGACGAGCACGACAGGAGAAGUAGUCUGGAGCAGUACCAGAAGAUCCUCGAGGAGCAUUAUCCGGUGCCUUCUGAACCGAAGGAAGGAAAGAAGGAGGAAAAGAAGGAUCUACUUGAAGAACGAAGGAAGGAGCGCGUAUCUCAAUGCGAGAAGCGGAUCAACAAAUUGAAGGAGGAUAUCGAAAAGGUAUUGUCAACUUCUCUUGGUUCUUUGUUAUUGUCAACACUCAAUUCUAAUUCUAUUUUGGAUCGCGUCACUUCUACAAGCUCAAGCUUAUUAUUUUGUUCUCUCGGAAAAUCCGUCUCUUCACUUUUUGCGAUAUCAUGCGACCACCGAUCUUCUUCGUGUCUCUCUCCCUCCAAAGCUGAAAUGAUGAGUCAAAAAAAAAAUGAUAAGAAGAGUCCGAUACGGCUCAAGCCGCUGAGGAUACCUUUGACGACACACCUCUGACAUCAGCUACUAGAAGAGAAGAACGCAUCAUGCUGUAGCAUUCAAUCUCAAAAUCUCAGUGCUUCUUCUUUGUUCCUCUGUCUUCUCUGCUCCUCUGUGUCUUCAACGCCUUCAUCUUCGCUUUUGUCAAAUGUCGCAGUUUAGCAUGAUGAGCAAAUUUACACAAAAGGAAAGGAUGCUGACCCUUCCUGUGGAGAACUUCAAGAGACUGAUAAUCUCGCUUCUGAUCUGCUUCUGCUACGUUGAUUUUGAAGUCGUUUUCGCACGGAUCAAGAUACUUGUGGACGAAGAUGCAUUUAUUGUAGCCUUAAUUACGGGAGCCUUUCAAUACCCGCGUUAGGUCGAACCAAGUCUACUUAAAUGAUAGCGUUCUCCCUGGCCAGCGAGUUGUGGUCGCGUGUGCGCCUGAGCUCCUCUGCGCCUGACUCUCAGUAAUAUGGACCAGGUGUAAAAGAGAUUUAGGAUGAAAGAAGUAGAAGUUGUAUGCUCGUCAUGAUGACUUUUGUGUUAACUCAAAAAGGAAAGGAUCUGAGCCUUUUCUGACGAGAACAUACCCGAGACCAUAACUCUCUCUGACCAUAGGCAUGUCCAUAAGCAAAUAGUCAAUGAUACACCGUUGUCAGUAGCUACGCACUACUCGCCAUGUAAGUCGUCGGUCAAAUCCGAGCCGGCGUUCAUCACCAACAAGUAACUAGAACCAUUGAUCAGAUAAUCGUACCAAGGCAUUCUCAUGAUGAACGACCGAAACCAAAUAAGAAGAGCCGUCUGACGGGAUUCUUCUCAUUGGUGAGUACCUUUCGAAAGAGCACUGGGUUCUGACAAAAAUGCCCCUACAGUCACAUACUUAGUCACUAUCACGACAAGACGAGAGAAAUGACGUUUUUGCAUCCUACGUAGAUUUUUACUUGUAGGAGUAGUUAUGCCCGCCCGUCCGCCUACCCUACCUACCUGCGCUGCAUCUGUAUUCGAUGCUUUCGCUUGCUAUUGUCAUGAUGAGCACAUGAAAACAAAUAAGAAGAGCCGUCCUAGGUAGCCUUGUGUUGCCUAUGCCGAGACACUUUCAAAGAGCACUGGGUUCUGACGCUAAUGCCAUAAUCACGUUUUUUUUGCUGCAGCCUCAGACUAAGUGGAAACUUGCCACUCGCGCUCUCAUACUAUGUCCUCCAUCUUCUGUCUGCCGUAGGCCACUUUUUGAGGAGUAGUAUACCAGCACCGAUGCUGUUGUCGUGAUGAGCACAUGAAAACAAAUAAGAAGAGCCGUCCUAGGUAGCCUUGUGUUGCCUAUGCCGAGAUACUUUCAAAGAGCACUGGGUUCUGACAAUACAGCAACGGUCUGCCUCGAAAUCUAUCCCACCUCCUGCUUCUGCUACAGUCCUCACUCCUCACGUUUCCGCGUGGCGGAGUCGAUAUUUUAGCGAGUUAUUCUGAGUGCUUUCUGUGGUAAUCAUGGCUCCAUAGUCAUACAACAUUUCCAUUUCCUCCAUUGCAAGAACUGCUUGUCUCACUCCACCUCGUCUUCGACUCGGCGCCAUCCUUUACCCACAGUCUUUUUCCUAACAAAUCUCAGGUCCGAACUGAGCAGAAGGCAGCUGCCACGAAUACGAAUGCUAAGCCUAGGUCUUUCGAGAGCCGGAUAGAGCGAAUUCAGCGUAAAAUCCAAAUGGAGGAGACCGAACGUGGUAAACCCUACACCUACUGGGACUACAUCUUCGAUGACAACCCAGAGGGAUCAGCUGAGGCCCUAGAGCGUUCUGAGUUCAAAAUCUGGAACGAUGUUGCGACUCUGCACUUUCACUUCAAUCACUUUGAGUGGGCGCGCGCGAGCAUUCUGCGUGCGCAGGAGCGGUCCAGGAACAGUGGAGGCGCGUGCACACGCGAAGAUGAAGCAGUCUUGUGCUACAACUCUGGCGUGGUGUUGGAGCGGUUGAGCCAACUCGAAGACGCCAAACACAUGUUUGCAGAAUGCCUGAAGCGCAAACCCAGCUACAAGGAUGCUGAAGCCGCUUUAGCGCGACUCCAACUAGCUAGACCAGCCGAAACCGCUUCCGCUGCUAAAACUCUAGCCCGUCUCUCCGAGGAAACGAAGGAUGAGGGCGCUUGGCUCUUGUCGGCGCAUGGUGCGAUGAGUAGUGGAGAAACUCUAGCCUCAAUCGAGUUGCUCGAAGAAAAGCUCCACCUUCUGGAGAAUGAAAAUUGGAUUCAAGCUUUGGGUCCAGAGUAUCGCGACCUAGGUAGCGAUCCAGACUCGGUUGCGAAGAGGAAAAAACAGAGAGGGGAUUUGUACGUGAAACUCGGAUCGUUGUACGCGGAACAAGCCGAGUGGACGCAUAUGUAAUUCUAUCUUGUUCAUCUACUCCUAUUAAUAAGUUCAUCUCAUUUGUGCUGCUUCUAGAGCAGUGCAGUUCGGUGCUGCUCCAGAGGUAGAUGUCGGCAUCAUGUUGUGGUAUCUUCUCAUGAUGAACACCUUUUUUUUCAAGCUCAACAGGACUGAGAAACCUCAGGGUUGUGCUGUCAAUAUUUCUCCGCUGUUCUGACGAAUUGACGUAAGAAUUUCUCAAACAAGGGGCUUACUUUUACACCUACUCCCAAGAAGACGAUCUUCCUUACAGGUGGACGCAAACCUCGAGCGAGACGGAGCGUGACCACAAGCAAGAGGAGACUGUAGCCCACGUCGCCAACGCCGAGAUCGCGUACAGACGGGCUCUCGAGGAUUAUGGCAAUGAGUGGCCAGAAAGUACGGCCGCGGCCAAGAACGGCUUGGGCAUUUUGAUCGCCAGUGAUGUUACCGGACUCGCGAAUAUCCCAAGGAAAAUGCGCCUCAAAGACGCUGUGGUGGAGUUCAUGCAGGCCAGUAAAGUCCGGGACUUGAAUCCUCAGGCCCAGAUGACGAUCAAGCUGAACUUGGCGCAUACCAUGAUGCGCAAGGAUCCGAGUUCGGCUAGUGCCAGAUUUGCAUUGAAGAAGUACCUUCACGCUUUGAAGAGUCCAGCAUUCCAGAAGAAUAUCAGCCUGCACAAUGCCUGUGCAUUAGCGUAUGCAAGAGACGGGGACACCGAAUCAGCCAUCGCGACGCUGAAAAACGCGUUUCAUAUGCGUACUUACGUUGUUACGUUGUUACUAGUAGGAUCUGUUCGUUGUUGUAAGGGAAAAGAAUGCCUAGUACUUUCGCACUAACUCUGAUUUUGAGUGCCGUCCCCGCAAGGCAUUUCACGAUAAACAUGGAACUGAGGAUUCGCAAAAAACGGCUUGAGAUUAUACACUCAUUCCCCCCUACCCACCACCCCGAACAGACAAAACCUCCACCGAUCUUGUCACGUGCUACAACCUUGGCGUUUUUCUGGAUGGCAAGCAGAAGGCUCUCUUCGCCAAGAUGGGGGAAGAGGUUUCCCUUGACGACUUUACGGCCGCCAUGAGCGUCAAAGAAGAAUCUCUGGUCUUCUACAACCGAGCCCUCAAGCAAUGGAAGCUUUUCACUGGGAAGGACGAUAAGGAGAAGGGAAAAGAGGUUAGAUUUAUUUACGAACUCUGCUUUUUGUAGGUUUCUUUGUUCAUCCUGCUCUGCCUUCUAUUACAGGGUGGCUGAGCGGCCGCCUCUAUAACGUUAGACAAGACGUAGCAUGAACAUGGCAUGGCGUGACAUGACCCUAUUUUUCUAUCCUACCAAACGACCACAGCGCGUGAUCAGAGCGGACGAAUUUAUUAAAAUGGGACUGCAGUAUACCACCAAGCGCGAUAGAAAGAAAAUGCUUAUCAUCGCUAAAGAGCGAUCCACUAUCCUUCGGAAGGAGGUAUUUCUUCUAAUCCUUGAGUACUAGAUACAUGAUCAUUUUUCCAAUGUCACAGAGACGCAUCAAAUCCAACAAAAACGGGCACCAUGAUUAUAACCACGAUAGAGUAUGGAGAAGCACAACUCCUACGUCUCCGUGAUACAUAUCAUCAACCUCUUCCCCUUCCUCUCCAGUUAAGAGACAUCAAAACCGACCUCGUCAAACGGGACGAGAACGAGAAGCUGAAUAUCUCGAAGCGAGAGCAUGCUCUUGAAGAGGAGAGAAAGCACUUAGACAUGCUGGCGAAGAAGAAGGAAGAGGAGCGCAGGAAAAAGGAAGAGGCAAUGCGUCAAAAGCAGAUAGAUUCGGAUGCACUCGCGGCAGAGCAGCAGAGCUGGGCUAUCGGCGAACUUCAGGUCACUCGUGGCGAAGACGAAGGCGAAGAUAAAAAGAAAGACGACAAGAAUCUUAGUGGUACUACUACUUGCUUGAUAAGAGAAUGACGAUGAGAAUCUUAGUGAUACUACUACUUGCUUGAACUUGAUACCACGAUAGCAACACGUGGACGUAUAUGAACUGGAAGUUUUUAGGUGCGCGUAACAGUUAGGGAGAAGUAAAUGUAGAAAACAAACAUAAUCUAGUCUAUGCUGUUGUCUUUGGAGGUACUAGAUGACUAAGGAUUUGCAUCAACGCCAGCUAUAUUUCAUGGUCCAGAAACCACGUGAAUAGGUCCACGUACACUAUUACUACUACUCCUAUCUAAAAAAUACCACAGCCCUCGUCGACGACACUGAGAUGGAGCCACAAAGACUCGGCUUCGGCCGUGGCCGUCCAGCAGGUCCGCUGUCUGAGGAAGAAAAGGCCAAGCGUGCUGAGAAAAAGCGACUAAAAGAUCUGGAGCGCAAGGCCAAAGAACACUCUGGAAAAGGUGUCCAACGAGAACGUCGCAGAAGUGCCAGCCCCACCAAGAGUGUAACUCGUGGAGAAGGAGGAGGGGAUAAGAAAAGGAAGAAGAUCAGGGACGAAACGGAGGAACAGAAGGCAGAGAGGAGAGCAAAGAAGGCUGAAAGACGCAAAUUGCGAGAUGAAAUUCCAGAUGGUACAGUCUUUUGUGAAACUAGAAUUGAUACAACUGAUGAAGAGGACGAAAAGCUACCUGACGAAUCUUGUACAAGAAUUUUUUUCACAACGAACAACAACAAUAAAACAACACAGAUCUAUUCGAUGUUUCCGGUGCAGUGGCCGCAGUGGCUGACGAGUUCGAGCAAUUUCACCUGGAUUUGGAUGUCACUGGUGGUGCAGGUAAUGUGGAUGACGCAGUGACGGGUGCGAUGGAUGCAGGGGAGCUUGAUGAAUUCAUGGCGGACCAGGGUUUGGACAAGGUAGCAGAUGGGCUCUUGGAGGCAGAUGCAGGUGCUGAGAGAAGGGAAAAGAAGAAGAAGGACAAAAAGGACAAGAAGAAAGAAAAGAAGCAAAAGCGGGAUAGAGAAGGAGGUGAUGAGGACAUGGAAGAUGGGGAAAAGAAAAUUAAGGGUCGUAGGUUAAAGGUGCUUUUCUUACCGCUUUUUAUGCCUCUACUCCUAAGGGAGAAAGGCAUAAAAAGCGGGGUAAGCAAGCACCAAAAACCUACCUCUAAGAAAAAGAAGAAAAAGCGUCGUGGUGAAGAUGGAGAUGAAGCUGAUGCCGGAGCAGAUGAUGCUGACAUUUUUGGGGGAAUGUGAGAGAAAAUAAAGAACUUCAACUUGUCUUCAUACCAGCACUGCAUCUUGUUGAUGUAGUCGUCACCAUCUUAUACAACGACCUCCCACGACUUCUUAAUGUGCGUGCCCUAUUUUAGGUAGCUAGUAAGUAUACUAGUGUUGCAAGGAGGAUAUCCUCCUCCAUCAACCUCCACUACAUCCCUCCACGCCACCCCAAGUUACUUAGACGAACCGCUCCUCUCUCCUCAGUACGUAGAAGAUCACUUAGUCUGUACUGCUAACUUCAAAGUACUGGAAUUUCAAACCAGAUCAACCCGUGAUCCAGUGGAUCGCUACCACAGUUGUGGAGCCAGCCACAACGAAACAAGAGCCAGUAAGAGGUGUAGUGGUUCUUUAAGGAGCAUCGGAAGCAGAACAAGAACAAGAAAUAACAAUAAGAAAGAAAAAUCAGCAUUCAACGAAUCCACCACUCAGGAGAAGCAUAGCGGGCAGGACAGCUGGAGCAGACAGGCGCUUCGUAGUAAGAUACUUCAGAUGGUCUGCAGACGACGAAAGAAAGGGACACAACUGAAGAAGAACAACAAAGUAGGCAACAACAAGAAACAACAUCAGCUAUCAAAUAGUUUUCGUGCUGAUCGACAUAGUGACUUAGGCCUCUUAGUGGAAAAUCAAUCUGCAACCUCUCAGAAACAACAAAGUAGCACUGAAGCCUCAAAUACAUCCUCAAAUACAUCCUCAGUGCACAAUUACAACCUUCCAGAGAGGGAGACUAGACAUGACGCGAAAAGUGGACGAUCAACAGAAGUACUUGCAGAAAGAAAAGGAAAAGUGCAUAAUUCAACAUCCCUUCAAACGUGGAAAAUCCCCAUACCCCCCAGAGCUGCAGUGUCUAGCAGCCUAACUUCUAGGGUACAGUCAAGCAGCGCCGAAAUCCCGGGAAGCUGUCGCCCUGAACUUCGUGCGGAAUGUCACAGAGAUGUGCCGGGAGAUCUCCACUUUGUUCCUGUUGACUUGUGGAGUGGGAGGGAGCAGAAGAAAACUCAGAUCACUCACAGGAAGGACGCUGGGACAAGGGAGGAUGGAGAUCGCCAAGCACCAACGAGCAGGCCUGAGAGAAAGGUAGAGCCAUGUCCACAUCAAGCAGCCAGUAGAGAUGCUGUAAUGUCUGGAAGAAGUGAUCAGGAGCAAACAAUCCAGGACAGUGACCAAGAGGGCAGUGACUUGGAAGAGGAAAAUAGUCAUGACGAUUCCCCUUCUGAGCACCACGCUCCGCCUCAGGAUGCCUCUGUAGGUCACAAGCUCACCAUUGCGACGCAGAACAUGCGAGGAACGGGGCGCCACUCUCCACAUUUUGAGGCGGUGGCUAGGCAUGCACUUGGCAAAAGUAUUGAUGUUCUCCUUCUCUCGGAGUUUGAGUAUCAACCAGCUGUAAUGUAUGCUGGGUCUGAGGACGCCUCGUAUGACCGCCAGGGGCUCAACCACGGCACACAAAUACAAGACGAUGAGAUUGGGGAGGAGCUUCAGCAGGCAGAUGAGCAGCCGUUUUCAGUAAUAUGGGGAGAGCAAUUUCACUUAGUCUUCUCUAAUGGAGUGGGAGCUGUUCUUGUAGGUGGCAGAGCAAUGGCGCAAUUAGAGCGUCAGGCAGAUGCUUAUGGGCUGGACUACAUCAUUCGAAGUAGACCGCGAGUUAUAGCCCUAUUUCUUUAUGACCUGGUCCUGCUAGCUGCAUAUGCACCAAAGGAGGUUGCCGCACUCAGUCUUCGAGUCCGUUUUGCAGAUGAUGUAGCAGCAGCGUGGGCCGAUGCAAGGAAGAGAAAAAUUGACAAAUGGAAACCAGUUAUAUCUGGUGGAGAUUUUAACUGUCAUGUUGGCGCAGCGGUGGGCAGAGUAGCGGGCACGGCGGCUGGUGAGUAUGGCUUUGGUCCAACAUCAUCUACAGCAAGACUGCUCCUAUCUAGAAUGCAGUCCGCUGGAAUGGUACACAUUCCCUCUCAUAUGGAGGAACCGCGGGAGAGAGGGGAGAGGCUAACGUACCUUCGACAGACGGAGUCGCAGCGUGAGUUAGAUUUCCUCAUGCACUCAGCGGGGAGGAGAGUCUACGUUCGAAGUUACAAGAGAACUAAGCCUCCUGCAGUACAUCAGGCACGCCUGCAGUUGGAUCAUAAAAUGAUAGUUGCUGAAUUCCAGGCAAGAUCAUGGACGCAGCUAGUACUUGAAGGCAGAGCAAGAAGAGAAGCUACAAUGGUGUUUGACACAGCGCCUGAAACUACGACGCUGGAGUCUUUCAAUGAGCAACUGAGGGAGCUACAGCGGAAUGAGGCAAAUUUUGAUCUUGAGAAACUUCACAACUACCUCCAGCAAUCUGCCCCUAGGUUUUGGGUAAAGGCAAAGAAGGCUCCGGUCAUGUUUGCACCCGAACAAGUUGCAGAGAAGAGGCGAUCACGGCAAGAGAUAUGGACGUUCUUCAGGGAGCAACAAUCCAGGAUACUCAAGGUUGCCUCGCAGGUAUCGCCUGCCGAUGCUCAGUCGAAAUACUUCGAAGUGGGGAACACGCCCGUGCAUCCUGAUGGCGCAGAAGAUCCGCCGCUACCCAUUGAGCAACACAUCCCACAACUCGUCCCACAGAUGUCGGAUGAGGAUUUGCAAACCUAUGAUGCACCGAUAACGGCUGGUGAGCUCAGGGAUGUCCUUCGGAACACGAUGAAGGGUGGAGCAAAAGACAUCCAUGGGCUAUGCAUGCAGCUCAUAAGCUAUCUUGACGAGGGCAACAUGCGGUGGCUGGCGUUAGAACUGGAUAGGCUGGCUCGUACACCAGGGGCCUUUUCGCGGUUGGGAGAGGGCAUGCACCUAUGCAGGGAUGUCCCCUUAUAUAAGGGAAGAGGUGGCCCAAGGUUGGCGGACAACAGCAGAUUUCUGGUUAUCUCGCCUAUACUCUUGAAGCUAGCCGCGAGGGUGGCGGGUGUGAGGCUUUUGAAAUUGGCGGAGGCAAAGCAGAUGCUGCAGGCUGAGCAGUUUGGUUUUCGUAAAUCUAUGGGUACGCUGAAUUCGAUGACAGUAUACAAUAGGCUACGUGGGGACUUGAUGGGACAGCGCUCGGCUCCGCUAAAACAGACGCAGAUGACGAUGAUAGACUUGCGCAAGGCGUUUCCAUCGCUUGAUUGGCGCCUAGUCACAUCGGUGAUGACAGCGAUGGGAAUGGGUAGCGCCAGGAUCUGGAACAUCUUGCAGGCCACGCAUAGACUAGCCAAGCAUAAGUUUGCCAACAAGCAGAAUAGUCUCAUCUUCACGGUGAGGCACGGCUGCAAGGAGGGUUGUCCAACAAGUCCCACCUUAUUUGUGGUUGUAUAUUCGGUAGUACUGCGCUACUUUGACAAACUCUGUUCAGAGCGGUCCUUGUGCCAGGGCAUUCCGCUUCUUUCGGCAGACGGCAUGUGGGCGGAGACUAGACAGCGGAAGCUGCAAAUUCUUCUUCAUGGUGGACAAGGAGGUGAGCAGCACCCGCAAGCAGCCGCAUUCUUCCUCAGACUGAUGCUGUUUGCAGAUGACACAGCGCUACUUGAACAGAUAGACAUGCCUGACUAUCUACCAGAGUCUUCAUAUCCUGACAUGCGAAACAGGCCAACAGGCGGGCAGCUGCUAACUGUGAUGCAAAAGGCUAUUAACGAUGCAGGCACGGCGGAGAACACUGGCAAGCGACAGAUUGGUCUUGCGAGAGACAUCAGACAAAGAAAUCUAGGCAUGCAGACGUCGGAGGUUGAUGAUUUGGAAGUCAAACUAGUAGCAGGAUGGAAGGCUUUCUACUCAUUAAGGUCGAAGAUGUGUGGAUUAUCUGGAAUAAGCAUGCGCGAUAGAGGAGCACUAGUUUCGGCGAUGGUUAGGUCGGUGCUAACCUAUGGACUUCAGACCAGAGCGGUGCAAGCACCUGAGGCACGAAAACAUGCGCAGGCUGAGGAUAUGAUGAUGUGCAACAUCGUAGGCGUGCCUUAUUGGAGAAUGGAUGAGCUGGGAAUAACACCUUCUACACUAAGGAUGAGGGCCAUGCUCCCGCCGUUUCUGCCAUUUGUCAGAUUUAUACAGGCCAGGCAUAUAUCUCACACUCUACGGCAGGCUGACGGAGCCAUAGACAAGCUUGCCCUCCAGGGAGUAUUUCUUCCUGCCCGCAGGAAUGCUGAGGACGGGCGGGAAGUAUACCAGUUUUCACCGGCACGGGACACAGCACUAAAUCCAAUGUGGCGUGUGGCGCCUGACUUGAUGAAGGACUUUCUCGAGCAUGCUAACAAGGUCUGUUCACUGCCAACGGCCCUGCUUAAGCCGCUACUUACGCCUUUAGAGGAAUACUUGAAGACUUUCACGAAGGAGAAGUCCUUGGAGAAGUACAAUCGAGCGAAGAGCUUUCUUUAUGGAGUCUUUCGAGAGGUAUUCAUUGCCCAGUCUGUUGCUGAUUGGUCGAAUGCGGUUGACGACGAGUAUUAUCCUGUCGGUGGCACAGCAGAACUGUAUGGUUUAAUGAGGCAUAAACAUGGUCGAGUAAGGCGAAGAGGUCAUGGAGAGGUAGAUGACUGGCAGAUGGAGAAAACGCUUGAGCGGGCGGAUACGAUUCACCUGGAGGAUGGGGCUGAACUUGCUAAGGUUCACAAGGUUGGGACAGCUAGCGAGUUGUUAACAGGCAUAACUGGUUCAGAGGUAAUUGCGCCUAGUAGUGACCCUCUUGAGGUUGAUGUAACUACAUCACACUCAGGGCACGUUGCCAUUAUGUGCCAUACAUCUGCCAAUCCUUCGGGCGACACCAUGCUUACCUUUAGAAAUAAUAGGCCAAUGAUAAUUCGUGCUGUGCUGCCUAACAACGACGGCCACACUCAGCGGCUUAAAUGGCAGGAAGCAGCGAGGAUGCUACCGCAAGAAGAGGGAUGGAUGAUCAGUCCGCUAGUAGUGCAAGCACCACAAGAAGAAGUUGGUCGUGUGGUAGUCUCUCGAUGGUACUUGGUUCCUCAAGUGAGUGUUUUAGCGGUUCCGCCUACGGUCACGCUUUUUAUAGAGGGGGCGCAGAACUUGGAGUUUCCUCAGCUGACCAAGCGAUUUCCUCCAUAUGCGGUGUUGCAUUGUCCGGCUUGUGCGGUCCGGCUAGCUCCGAAAUAUGAUGUUAUUCUAUACUGCCCUGAUGCCAUGUCGACGGCGUUGAUGGAGCAUGUGACUGCAGGACAUGCUGAGGCGAAUAUACCCACGCCAGCGGCGGCCUUAGCACUUUUGCCUUUAGCUAAACAGCAGCAAGAGUUGGUCCAAGAAGAAAUCAGGGCUAGAAGGAGGCAGUUCAGAGUGGAUCUAGUUCGAACGACUCGAAAGCGAGGCAAGAAGCGAAGAGGUUUGGCGGCCCAUCUGCGUAGCUUUAUUUGUAGGCACUGUGCUGUUACCUUGGUCACAACGUCUGGAGCAGCUUCCGCGCAUGCUCAGGCUCAUAAAGAUAAGGACUAUAUCAUCUUAGGUAAGAAGAUUCUUGGCGAAGCGGCUCAUUCUCUACCUGGAGUUGUCAAAGUAGAAUAUCGUCCGGAACAGCACCUGUUCUGUAAGCAGACAGGUCGAACUACGGUUGGUGGAGAUGCGCGGAUUUGUUCAAUUAAGCCACCUUUGGGAGCUGAGACAAAGAUUGCAGGAAGACCGGCCAUAUGUUGUAGGUGGUGCUGUAAGUACAAACUCGAAUUCGAUCGACAGAAGGAAAGCAAUCAGAAAUUAAUGAGGAGGGUAAACAUGAUGAGGAGGCAUGAAUUCAAAUGUGCGAAGAAGAAGGAUCCUAUCAGAAAGUAGGAAGAGGGAGGGAAGAGCCUGGGGAGUAUGCUCAAAAUCGUAAAAAUGCAAUUUGGAAGAAAAACACACAAUCAAAUGCAAGAAUCACAACCCAAACAAACUCAAACCCCACCCUUGAAGAAGUCAGAUGUGUGUACCCCUUGAAUGGGUUUACUACUACUACUACUAUGUCUAAGAAGUAAGUAGACGGAAGCGACCUUAUGUGCAAGAUGGUCCCGAGAGAAGAUGGUCGCGAGCUUCGUCGAAGCAGCUAUGCAUCCUCCUCUAAUGAACUUCGUAACGCUAAAAUUUUUUGAUGAAGAAGUCAACUCAAACUGAGAUAUUACUUACUCUGUAGGACUAGAGGCUAGAAGAUACUUAGUCACGUAGAAGUAUAAUGUUGUGCUAAUAUAUAAAAAUCAAUCUGAGUGAUGUCUUAAAUGUUUUCUAUUCUUAGAACGAAAUCGUCGUCGUCCGUGGUCGAGGUCGAAUAAAUGACCAAUGUCGACGUGAUGAAGGUGAUAUUUUUUUUAUGAAGUUCAAUCAAAGUGACGUGGUAUAAAAAACAGAAAUCGAAGAAAAUGGUGGCUAGUUAGAACAAGUUGUAUUCGCGCACAAGUGCUAGCCUACCAACUACUUGAAUGAAAGCAGAAAGUAGUCUUCGGAUGAACACAUUUAAGUCACAAAAAAUAGUUUUCGUUCGUCCCGUUGGUUCAUCGCAUACUAGCUAGCCCUGUUUGUUCAUAAUCUGCUAGUACCUGGAGAUGUGAAAAGAGGACUCGCGCACUUCAUCCUCAUGGAAAGAGCACAUCGGUUUUACCCAAGGAGAACAUCAUUGCGUAAAAUUCUUGCAACAUCAAGAGCCCUACCACUACCCGCAGUAAACACGCCAGAACUGUUAUGUCAUAAUCGAGAUAUUUUUUUGUGCGAGCAGAGGUAGGUCUAGGUGCUCUGUCCCCUGUUUAGAAUCGAGGGGUGAAAUCGCGAGUUACGUUUCGAGAUUGUGCAUAUUUCUGAUCCGUGGAAGAUAAACAACACAUUUGCAGAGGGCUCAUGUUUAGAAAAUACUUGGUAGGACAUCAUGAAUGUGUAGUCACUGGCAAUGACAUGUUCUUGUGCAUAACCACUUCUAGGUCAAGAUCGAGUUGCACUAACUCCAGAUUUAGUUAGAGGCUCAUUAAAAAUAUAGUUUUUGCAUUAUGAGCACGGAUGCUAUAUAUAAAAACAUGAUGAGCGCGCCCUGUUACGUCACGGCGUGCAAUGAUGACUAUAUGAUGAAAGACUGCAUGAACGACAUUGCGCACUAUGAUAUGAUGUUGAUAAUAAUUCUCUAUACAACUAGUUGUUACCUAUGGUCGUGAAUACAAGAAUUGCGAAGACCAGGAUGCAUAUAAUGCAGCAUGGGGUAGAGGUACUACUUGGAAGUACUAGGUAUGAUUUCUAUUUUUGCGUCACUAAAACCUCAGGUGGGACUGCUGCAAGACAUAUUUUACCAAUUUUUCUUCAGACUUCAAGAACACUCUCUCCUGUGCGAAGUAGAACAGCCUCAUCUAGGGCGGGUCACCAAGGAAGAAGACGCUGGGUGUUCCAUAGUUACUGUUGGUAGUCCCUCUGAGGCUACGGACGUUCGCCCGGGGAU
Amoebophrya sp. A25 is the source of this 17468-nucleotide messenger RNA. The record is from the annotation of a GenBank genome assembly. NCBI's taxonomy places the organism in Eukaryota, Dinophyceae, Syndiniales, Amoebophryaceae.